Molecule: messenger RNA, 4358 nt
Organism: Drosophila albomicans
Lineage: Eukaryota; Metazoa; Arthropoda; Insecta; Diptera; Drosophilidae
Gene: Pi3K92E
Product: phosphatidylinositol 4,5-bisphosphate 3-kinase catalytic subunit delta isoform
Exons: 8
Coding region: 475-3705 (1076 amino acids)
Biological process (GO): phosphatidylinositol 3-kinase/protein kinase B signal transduction; phosphatidylinositol-3-phosphate biosynthetic process; cell migration
Cellular component (GO): plasma membrane; phosphatidylinositol 3-kinase complex; cytoplasm
Molecular function (GO): 1-phosphatidylinositol-4-phosphate 3-kinase activity; 1-phosphatidylinositol-3-kinase activity
Source: RefSeq, a predicted model, not a curated record
UCUCUACUGCUUCUUUCAACAAGUAAACAAGAUAGAAAUGUAACUACAAAUAAAAAUUAAAAAAAUUGUACAAAAAAGUGAAAAUUAUUGAUAAUUGUGUUAAUGACGUUAUAUGUGCAAAAGUGACACAGAAGAGAGAUGAUCACCAUGACUAACACUGCGUCGCUAAUUUAAAUGGAUAACUGCAAAAGCAGCCACAAUAACAACAAUGCAGCUACAAAAACAACAACGACAACUAGAAAAAAAUCUGCUGAUAACGAUGAAAAACUACUGCAAUUGUAUGCAACGAUUAAAAGACAACAAAUAAAAGUAAAACGGAAGAUUGGGAAACGGGAGACAAAGAAGAGCACUUCUACACACACAAACAAACACACACUCACUUGUAUAGUGAACAUUUUUUGUUAGUUUUAUAAGCUAAACACACAACUCGGACGCAUUCUUAUCAAUCAAACGAUCAAGCUGGCGUCCUGCACCAUGCCUCCCCAACAGCAGCCAACACACAUUGGCCAAACCAUGUUCUCAAUAUAUCUGUGGAAAAACGAUCCUCCGGAUAUUGUGGUGCUCACCUGCCUCAUACCCAAUGGCCUGGUCAUGCAUUUGUCAGUCAAUUCGACGGCCACCAUACGCGAGGUCAAAGCAGAGAUGGUGGCACAGGCGAAGACUCGCUCAAUGGGUUAUUUGAUUAAGGAACCCUGCGAUUAUUUGCUCUAUGGCAUUGCACACUAUAAUAUUGAACCUUAUACGGAUGAAACGAAACGCUUGAACGAAGUUCAGCCCUAUUUUGGUAUCUUGAGCCUCGGGGAACGGACUGAUACCACCAGCUUCUCUAGCGACUAUGAGCUGACCAAAAUGGUCAGCGAUAUCAUUGGCAAGUCGUAUGAUCAUCAGAGCACACAAGGCACCCCAGAAGUGGAUCAUUUUCGAAGCAAAAUUACGGAAAUCUGCGAUGACAUCAAGCUGGAACGUUCCAAGUACACGUGGCAACAGCGUUUGCUCUACGAGCAUCCUCUGCGUUUGGCCAACUCCACAGCAAUGCCGGAGUUGAUCCGUCAACGACAUCCUACGUCGGCGUUUCUGAUUGUAGUGAAGAAUGAGAAUGAUCAGAGCACAUUUACGCUGUCAGUGCUGGAGCAUGAUACGCCGCUGCAGCUGAUUGAGAAUACGCUGCAGAAGAUGAAUCGAUCGCAAAUGAAGAUGAAUGAUCGCGCCACCGACUACAUACUCAAGGUGAGCGGUCGCGAUGAGUAUCUGUUCGGAGAUCAUCCGCUGAUACAGUUCCUCUACAUCCAAGAGACGCUCUCGGAUGCCGCCGUGCCCAACGCUGUGUUGCGUUCGGUUAUGCGUCUCGAGUCCUACAUCAAUCAUUACAACGAUCAAAGUUUGGCGCUUAAACGACCCCCGAAACCGGAACGCCAACCAACGGUGGCGUUAACGAAAACGCCGACCACAUUGUGGGAUUUGGAGAAACGCAAUUUCUCAUUGACGCUGCACGGCAUCACCAAUGUGAAUUUUGAUCGGGUGCGCGCCUUUAAAGUUGGCGUACGUGUUGGACUCUAUCAUGGCGAGCUGAAGUUGUGCAAACAUUGCAGCAUCGAUGCACCCAGCUCAGGAAAUUCACCUGAUUUUCAUUUUGAGCAUGUGCUGGAUUUUGAUAUGCAGAUGAGCAUGUUGCCGCGCAUGACACGGCUGUGCAUUGUCAUCUACGAGGUGACGAAGAUGUCGCGCUCGAAGAAAUCAUCGAAUAACAGCAGCACCCUUAAGGACAUCUCCUACAAUAAUAAUCCCUUGGCAUGGGUGAACACCACACUCUUUGAUUUCAAGAAUCAAUUGCAUCAUGGUAGACAUACGCUGUACACUUGGACUUAUGCCGAUGAUAUCCAAUUGGAUGAGGUACUGCAUCCUCUGGGCACCGUUGAGUCCAAUCCCCGCAAAGACGGUUGCGCUGUGGUGCAUCUCACAUUCCAUCAUGGUAGCGGCAGCGAACAAAUCUGCUAUCCCAGUGAGGAUGAGGUGCUGCAAUAUGCCGCCGAUCGUGCGCGUGCCCGACGCGAUCGUCAACAACUCCAAAUGUUGGAGCCGGAGCAGCCGCAUCAGAGUUUGCGUGAGCUGUUGGACAACUACAAGGGCAAGGACAAGAUUGACGAGAUGUUCGACCAGGAUCGCAAUGCCAUGUGGGAGCGCAGAAAUGACUUCUUGCGCGAGUGUCCCGAGGAGCUGUCGGUGCUGCUACACUGCGUCUACUGGAAGGAACGCGAUAAUGUGGCCGAUAUUUGGUAUCUUCUCAAGCUGUGGCCCUUAAUUUCCAUCGAACGUUCACUUGAGCUCCUCGACUACGCUUAUCCCGAUCCAGCAGUGCGUCGAUUCGCCAUCAAAUGUCUGAGUUUGCUAAAGGACGAGGAGCUAUUGCUGUAUCUGUUGCAGCUAGUGCAGGCCAUUAAACACGAAUCCUAUCUAGAAAACGACCUGGUCAUAUUCCUAUUGGAGCGAGCCUUGCGCAAUCAGCGCAUUGGACAUUAUUUCUUUUGGCAUCUGCGUUCCGAAAUGCAAACACCUUGCAUGCAAACGCGCUUCGGUUUACUGUUGGAAGCUUAUCUUAAGGGUUGCAAGCAACAUGUGAAGCCACUGCGCAAACAGCUCGAAGUGCUGGAUAAACUGAAGAUGGGCUCGGUGUUAGCCAAAAAGGGAAGCAAAGAGAAAGUGCGGACGCAACUGCAAAAGUUCUUGCAUAAUGAGCACAACAACGGUGUCUUCCAGAACAUUAAAAACCCCUUGAAUCCGAGCUUUAGAUGCAGUCGUGUUACACCCGAUAAGUGCAAGGUGAUGGACAGCAAAAUGAGACCACUGCUGGUCGUUUUUGAAAACGUGGAUCAGACGGCAAGCGAUGUGUAUAUUAUCUUUAAAAAUGGUGACGAUCUUCGACAGGAUAUGUUGACUCUUCAAAUGCUGCGCGUAAUGGAUCAGCUGUGGAAGCGCGAAGGCAUGGACUUGCGCAUGAGCAUUUACAACUGCAUUAGCAUGGAGCAGAGAUUGGGCAUGAUUGAGGUCGUACGCUAUGCGGAGACAAUUGCCAAUAUACAAAAGGAGAAGGGCAUGUUCUCGGCGACGUCGCCCUUCAAGAAGGGCUCGCUUUACAGCUGGCUGAAGGAGCACAACAAGGCGCCCGAGAAACUGAACAAGGCCAUCAAGGAGUUUACGCUCAGCUGUGCUGGCUAUUGUGUUGCCACCUACGUGCUGGGCGUGGCCGAUCGACAUUCUGACAAUAUAAUGGUCAAACGCAAUGGACAGCUCUUCCAUAUCGAUUUUGGCCACAUUCUUGGACAUUUUAAGGAGAAGUUUGGUGUGCGCCGCGAGCGCGUUCCCUUUGUGCUAACCCACGAUUUCGUCUAUGUUAUUAACAAAGGCUGCAUCGAUCGAGAAGCCAAAGAGUUUUGUUACUUUCAGAAAUUGUGCGAGCGCGCAUUUUUAACUUUACGCAAACACGGUUGCCUUAUCUUAUCGUUGUUCUCAAUGAUGAUUUCAACGGGAUUGCCGGAAUUGUCCUCCAAAAAGGAUCUGAACUAUUUACGUGAGACUUUGGUGCUGGACUACACGGAGGACGAGGCGCGCGAACAUUUCCAGGCGAAAUUCAGCGAAGCGUUGGCCAAUUCAUGGAAGACUUCACUAAAUUGGGCGUCGCACAAUUUCUCUAAGAACAACAAACAGUGAAAGACUACUAAAUAAGCAACAACAACAUACAAUUAAAUGCGAGAUAAAUCCAUACACACACACAUACACAGACUCCCAUAUAUAAUCCGCAGAUACUGUUACCUUUCUGUCUACAAUUUCUGUGUUUCCGUUUUUUCCGGACGAGGCGUAGUACAAUUUUUUAUAUAAUACAUACAACCGAGUUCAAAACUAUGUGUUCACUAAGUUAGGUCAAGAUACUCACACAACCCCCCCCACACACACACACAUGCAAGCACACCCACUUAUACUAUUACAUAUGCAUAGAUAUAACCAGCCGAAAAGUCACAGUCGUCCCCUUCACAAAAAAGUGCUCCAAUAUUUUUUUCAUGUUGUGUUCUUGUAUGUACAUUUGUUUUUCGUAAUGUUCAUUUGCUAGAAAAGUUGUACAAAUGUUUUUUCCUAAUUUAGUUUGGUUCUUUUGUUGCUUACAUUGAAAACAAACAAACAAAACACUUUCCCAUUUUGAUUUGUUAUUUUGUUGCUUAGAUUGAAGACAAACAAGCAAAUCGUAUCCCUAUUUUGAUUUGUUGCUUACUUUAAAAACAAACAAAUCAUCCCCACUUGCACACACACUCACCUCUACAAAUUGUAAUUGAAUGAAUCCUAUUAUUAUAUAUAUUUAAUUUAAGUAA